CAUCGUAUCCAAAAGGUUGUGGAAACAGCAGUUUGGGUGGAGACAUGUACGGCGCCGGCUACCGUGCGAUUACCAACAUAGACUACUCCUCGGUGUGCAUCGGCGCUAUGAGUGCCAGGUACAGCAGUUGUCCCGGUAUGACCUGGCAUCAGAUGGACGUUCGUCAGCUCUCCUUUGCCGAUGCAUCCUUUGACGCCAUCCUUGAGAAGGCGACGCUGGACGCCAUCAUGGUUGAGGAGAAGUCGCCAUGGGAGGUCUCUCCUGAAACUUCAUCCUUCAUUCAUCAAGCUCUCAUCGAGAUAAGUCGCUGCUUGAAACCCGGAGGCCGCUUCGUCUCCAUCACGUUCGCGCAGCCCUUCUUCAGGAAACGCCUCUACGCACGCACYGCGUACAACUGGUCAGUCAGACACGACAGUUACGGGGAGGGCUUUGAGUAUUUUGUGUACGUAAUGACCAAAGGAGAGCAGCUCAGCCCGGAAGAUGCGGCACUGGAGCAGAGGCUUCUGGAGGAACCCAAAUCCCAACCCGCCAGCUGUCCCACCCCUCAAGAUGAAGAGGAUAAUGACUUCCUGUGUAAUAUUAACUUAUGAUGUUGCUGAAAUGUGGACAUUAAUCUCAGUAAUAUUUUAUGUCUUAGCCUACUGAAGCAGAAGCAGAAGUGACAGAUUCAUUACUUUCAGUGUUGAAAAUAAUUUUAAACACACUUUUAUCUCAGUUUUUAGUAUUUUUAAUAUUUUAGCUUUUGUAAACUUUUAUACAUGCUGUUGCUACUAUGUAAAUAUUUCUGCAAAUUCAUGUGAUUGUGAUCAGGACUGCUUCUUGUAAAAUUUCAACAGAUGUUUUUAGGAUUGUGGGGUUUUUUUUUUUUUUGCUAACAAAACUCAACUGUAUCUGGCUAACCAGAAACCAAAUAGUUGCCUUAAGCAUAGUUUUAGGUUAGGUUUAGUAAAAAGUGAACAAGUCGCAGCUGAAAAAACAGGCAACCGUUUGAGGGUUAAUUUUCUCUUCCUGAUGCAAACAUUUCAGCGUUUUUCCAUAAAUUUUAUUAAUUUUAUAAAUUGUAUUUUUUCCAUAAAUUUUUUAAAAGUUGGCAUAAAAACAUGAGAUGCUGGCGUUAUAUUAAAAGAAUCAUUUCAGGGAAACCACUGUUUACAAAAUUACUAAUUUAGCAUUGGCAUAUGGUUAAUGCAUCUCAAAAAUGUAAAAGAAAUUAUAGGUAAUAGCUAAUAUUUGUGCAUAGAUAUACAAAAAAUGAAUGCAUGUUCUUCUAACUUAAGAGAAAAAAACCAGAAAAAUGUGCCGUGUGUGAAUUCAUUCCAUUUACUAUGAUUCUCCAAAAGUGCACAGAUCCACAGCUUAGGUAGAAGAAUAUUUUGACAUCACAACUAUAAGUUAUAAAAUCCACAGAUCUGGCUUUGGCAAAGAGACAAGAAGACCACAAAAUACAUAGAGGCCACAGCAAAUAUAUAGAAUAUAAGGCACUUGGUUUAGAUCAGACCAAAAUGUAACUUUUGACCAAUGAAACUGUGUGAAAAUUAUGUAAAUACUUCCUCCCCACAUUUAUUCUCUACCUUGAGUUGGUUCAUAGCAUAAAAUCAAAACAUUGAGGUUUGAGAUCUUAAUAGAAUGAGUAGAAAAAGUUCAAAAAGCUCUUAAAUAGUAAUAGUACUAAAAAAAGUAACCAUCCAGCAGUGGAUAGUUAUCCAUGACCUGUUGUGAAUCCCCUCCUGUGUGUGUCAGAGGUUUCGGUCUUSAUAUCGCAGACCGAUAUCUCUGCAGGCUCACAUUCAGCUCCAGUGUUUGCGUUGCAGUUUGAGUUUGCCACGUUUAAGCAAUUUGCAAAACAAACCAUCAUGCCUCAAUCUGACACCUGAGUGCCGCAGCAUCCUGCCUGUUGAGAAGGCGUUAAAACUCCAUCGGUGUGUCGGMGUCGUCCUCUCGUGUGCUGCUGGUGUCGGUUUUAUGUUCGACACAGAAGCUUCAAGGUGCUUCAUGCCACGUCUCGCAUGGCUGUCAAAAAGCAUUUGUGCACACAUGUGCUUCCGCCAACAAGAAACGGCCCACCCCUGCGUGUUAUUUGUUCAAGACACACGAUACUGGGUGUCGGGUCAUGUGCUCGCCUGCUGCUUAAAUAUAACCCAUUAACGGCGCACACAGCCAUGCGUGCAGACAGGGAGGAGGACUUCUGACUGGAGGGGAGGGGAUCGCAUUAAUAAAGUAGAAAUCAUUUAUUUUUAAUUCCCCACCAAGAUCUAAUUAACGCCUAUUUUUAAGACUUGGGGAGAGAAGACGUGAUUUUUCUGAAGGCUGCUCUUUCCUUCCACGGUUAGCUUGUUGGAGCAACGUCAUGGUUUGGUCAGCUUUAGCGCUGUUGUUUAGCAGAACAAUCUCACUGUAUAGUUUACUUUUUUAUUUUUUAGCUGGAUAAAAUUAUACAUAUUUAAUUGACUUACAAUAGUAAUGAGCUAAAUGAAGCAGCUCAAAGUUGUGGAUUACUGAAACUCUGCUUAAAAGGGAAAAACAUACAGUAGAUGUAAAAGAAACACUUUAGUUAAGAGGUAUGUAUUUUUCAGGCCUUUUAAUAGAAUAAUYACUCUAGUUAUUAUAAAAAUGCCUGUAUGUAUCAAACACAAUGUAAGAAAGUUUGUUUCACAA
Molecule: messenger RNA, 2655 nt
Organism: Poecilia reticulata (guppy)
Lineage: Eukaryota; Metazoa; Chordata; Actinopteri; Cyprinodontiformes; Poeciliidae
Source: RefSeq, a predicted model, not a curated record